UCACAUUCCGCAUCUGACCAGAGGAGCUGUCAAGGAAUCGUGUACGCUGCUGCAACAGGGCAAAAGAACGUUCCUGGUAGGAGAAGUCACGGGUCAUAAACUGAGUCACCUGGCAACAGCUUCUCACAGCUGGCCCACAUAAGAGGACCACCUACAGCAGCGGAAGACCAGGGAACUAGCGGAUGUGCGCUGAAUUCUCCGGACGCUCUUCCUUGUCAUUUUUUCCUCAUAAGGAAGAGAAGCUUAACGAGUCAAAAGUUCUUCUUCCUAAAGACGCGCUGAGAGAUUGUGACGCUGGUUUUGAACUCAGACAUGGACGGAAGCGCUCAGAGGACAUCUUUCCCUGCGUGGACCGAGUGUUGGACAGUAAGACGGAUCCGCGCGCUGGUUCCGUUGGGUUUUAAGGGUGAAAUUAAAGAGUUGUCCAAGCUGGCCGCACCAGUGAUGUUGGCCCAGUUCAUGGGCUAUGCUGUGAGUUUUGUCAGUACAGUUUUUUGCGGCCAUCUUGGGAAGACAGAGUUGGCGGGAGUGUCUUUGGCCAUAGCUGUGAUUAAUGUCACAGGUGUAUCCAUUGGUUUUGGGUUGGCAUCAGCAUGUGAUACGCUGAUAUCACAGACCUAUGGGAGCGGUAACCUCCUGAGAGUCGGAGUCAUUCUGCAGCGGUCCAUCCUCAUUCUGUUACUGGCUUGUUUCCCCUGCUGGGCCAUUCUCAUCAACACGGAGCCCAUUCUCUUGGCGUUCAGACAGGAGCCAGAAGUCGCCAGUUUGGCUCAGAUGUAUGUAAAGAUCUUCAUGCCAUCACUUCCAGCUACUUUCAUGUUUUCCUUAGAAUCACGAUAUCUCCAGAACCAGGGCAUCAUCUGGCCGCAGGUCAUCACAGGGCUAAUUGUCAAUCUGCUCAACGCCCUCGUUAACUACAUUGUGCUCUUCGUAUUGAAAAUGGGAGUAGCGGGCUCCGCUGUUGCCAACACUUUGUCUGAGUUUGCCUUGGCUGGAUUCCUUUAUGCUUACAUCAUGUGGAAAGGUCUUCACAAGACAACCUGGGCAGGCUGGUCCAAAGAAUGCCUCGUUGACUGGAAAUCUUAUAUCCAAUUGGCUGUUCCUGGAAUGGUCAUGAUGUGUGUAGAGUGGUGGACAUAUGAGAUUGGAGGUUUUCUGGCAGGUCUGAUAAGUGAGGUUGAGCUUGGAACGCAGUCGGUCGUAUACCAGCUGGCAAAUAUUGCCUACAUGUUCCCGUUGGGUUUCAGCGUUGCAGGCAACGUGAGAGUCGGAAACGCUUUGGGAGCCGGAGAAACGGAGCAGGCCAAGCUGUCUGCGAAAGCAACAAUGUUCUGUGGAGGGUCGGUGUCUGUUUGCUUGGCAGUCCUCAUCGGGAGUCUGAAGAAUCAUAUCUCUUACAUCUUUACAUAUGAUGAGCAGAUUAGGGAAAGGGUGGCAGAAAUUAUGUCAUUUUACGCUCCAUUCGUCAUCCUGGAUGCCAUGUCUGCUGCCUCUGGUGGGAUCAUCAGAGGAGCGGGUAAACAGAGAGUUGGGGCUAUUUGCUACUUCUUGGGAUUUUAUGGCAUCGGAUUUCCUAUUGGAAUCCCCCUGAUGUUUGUUGCCAAACAAGGAAUAAAGGGUCUAUGGACUGGCCUGUUUACCUGUGUAUCACUGCAAUCCACAUUCCUCAUUUUCUAUCUGCUCAGGAUGAACUGGAAGACAGCCACAGCAGAGGCUCGGAUCAGAGCAGGUGUGAUUGGCUGUUCUUCAGACACAAGUGCCCAAUCAGAAGACGCAGAGCAUUCGCUAAGCGUGACGGACGCCAUGGAUCUGGUUGACACAGAAGAGGUUUCGCUGGAAGUCCAGCCCUCCUUCAGGAGCCUGGUCCUGCGAAGAGGUUUAGCUCUGGCUGGCAUGCUAUUGGUCCUGGCUACUGGAAUCACCAUAAACCUGCUGGUCACGAACUUGGUUACUUGACUAUGAGUAAACUGUCAUCGCAGUGAGCGAGCAAACUUCUUUGUCUCGACCGCAAAGCAAACUCAGUCUACGUUUGCGACUCAGGACGCAGCGCGACAGGGAAAAGGCAUAAGAUGAUCAGCAGGAAGCAAAGAGAAAACAGAAAGAGCAAAAAUAGCAUGAAUAUGAUUUUAAAGCGAGAUUGUUUUCUGGAAUGACGACAGUUAUCUCUAAUUAGUAUCUGGAUCGUUACAGUCCCGUACUGUCAGAGAGAGCUGAGUCAAACUGAAGACAGUUCAACAACAUCAGCUCCGACUCACUUUGACUGUCCAUUAGGGACCAGCACAGUGGAGUAAAUUGGAUCAGGAGGAUGCGUUGCAUUGAUCUGACUUGCCGCGGUGCGGUUGCCCUCUGCAGACCGGAACUCUGGCAAAGGAACAAGGAAGUGCGCGACUGCUCCGACAGCUAGCAGAGCCACCGCGGCUAACACGGCGAGGCCUCUGCGGAUGAUCAGCUGGGUGGUGGAGAGGUGGCCAUCUGUCCGUCUGACCUCACGGCCACCUGGCCUUCCAGCAUGGCCGUCCUGAUCCUCUGUACUAACGCAUAUGUAUCCAUCUGCUGACUGUGAAAAAGAAUACCAUCACGCAUCUGUUAAUUUUCUUCUGCUAAAGACCAAAAUAUGGAUGUUAAUUUAUACAAAGAAAUUAAACUGAUGAUAAAAAUGUUGUA
Messenger RNA from Xiphophorus hellerii (green swordtail), 2664 nucleotides. It is a transcript of the gene slc47a3, whose product is annotated as solute carrier family 47 member 3. NCBI's taxonomy places the organism in Eukaryota, Metazoa, Chordata, Actinopteri, Cyprinodontiformes, Poeciliidae. The transcript is spliced from 17 exons. Gene Ontology annotation, biological process: xenobiotic detoxification by transmembrane export across the plasma membrane. Gene Ontology annotation, cellular component: membrane. Gene Ontology annotation, molecular function: antiporter activity; xenobiotic transmembrane transporter activity. The coding region runs from base 313 to 1956 and encodes 547 amino acids. The record is from RefSeq and is a predicted model, not a curated record.